AAACACAGGUAGUGCUCCGUAUAAGUACUAUAUACAAUGUCUCAACCGAUAAUAAACGCGGAAGAUUGUAAAAAUAUUGUCCGGAAAUACCUGGACAGUGACAAGUUCGAGUAUGUGACGUUUAAAAUUAAACCGUUUAUCGACAACGAACGGGACUACUUCAAAGGAGACUCCCUGUUGGAAAUAAGUGUAAAAAUAUCGAAAAACAUUUCACGAAUACGAGUUUUCUUGAAGAAGUACCAUUGGAAAUACAAACCUUUAGUACUAUUUCUCCAGUCCAUCCAUGCCUUUGAAAGAGAAUUACGUUUUUAUGAAGUCAUUUUACCAAAAAUAAUCAAUUCGCUGAAAAAUUACGAACUUGAUAUUGCUCCCCACUACAUGUUUGGUAAAGCAAACGACUUCAUAGUUUUGGAAGACUUAUCAUUAGACUCUUUUGUGGUAGCUAAAAAAAUGAACCCCCAUAUUUUGGAUAGGUUCCAUAUCAGUUUGGGACUACAAACUUUAGCAAAACUACACUCUGCAUUUAUAGCACAUCAGGAAAUUUGUAAAGGUACCAAAGAAUCACUUGAUUCAGAAGAAUUAAUAUUAGAAGAACCUUUUCUUAAAGAUGGUAAAAUAUUGGAAUCUAGUGUAAAGAGUUUGAAGUCAUUACUGGAAAUAAUAAGAGAAUCUGAACAUUUCGAUAAGGAUUUAGGAAAAAAACUCGAUGAUUUGGUGAUAAAAAGCAUUGAUCUAGUAAAACCUCAAAAAAAGUACCGUAAUGUUCUGUGCCAUGGUAAUCUCCAUACUCGAGAUAUGUUGUUCAGAUAUGAAGGAAACUCUCCAGUACAGUGCAACCUCCUCAAUUUUGAAUACUGUAAGUAUUAUGUUCCAGCGUACGAUGUCCUAACAUUCAUAUUUUUUACCACAUCCAGUUUAUUUCGUCAGCAUUACUAUACCUAUUUAAUCCAGUAUUAUUACGAUAACCUCAAGUCAGAACUGGCAAAAUUAAAUCUACAAAUCGAAGACAUUCUUCCUGUUACAGAAUAUCACGAGACCAUCAAUAUUCUUAUGCCAACGAUUAAACUGAAGACUUGUCUUCAUUUACAAGACUUUGGAGCGAAGAAGGGGUUCUAUGAUGCAAUCAAAAAGAACGAGCAACUUUACAACACAUAUCUGUACGAAAAUAAGUCGGAGUGUAUUAAAGAAAUUUUGCGGAUGGAUCCAAUUUUCAAAAUUAUGAUGACAGAAGCUCUAAAAGAAUUGAUUGAAGUUGUAGAGAUAACUUUGGUGUAUCGCGAAGAUUGUUAUAAGUUGUUGGAAGAGGAAUUACAAACGACUUUGUAUGAUAUUAAGGAUUAUGAAGUUUCUGCUAGUGAAGGAAGUGAUAAUAAGUUAUUGAAUUUAGUAAUAAGAGCUGUUACAGGGGAUAAACAAGAAGAUAUUAAUGAAUUUAAAUACUCAGUCGUCACUGAAAAUAGGAUUAAGAAAUUUAAUAAACUCUAACCCUCAAACUGUUAUCAUUUUGAUUUUAAUUAUGUUUAUUAGUAUUUAUUCUAGCAUAUUAAUGAAAAUUAUAUAUUUUGUCUAUAUAGUUAAACCAAUUAUGUAAAUAAAUUAUGUUCAGCCAAUGCCAAUGCCGAGGAUAUUUGACAAUAACCGUUGUCUGUCAUAUUAAUUUACAAGUUAUACUUUGUCACUUUUGUGGAUGUCGUUUGUCGACAUUUUCCCUGAUUCUUUGGAUAAACUGUACCUAUUAAUUGUUUAAAGGCCAUUAUUAAAUUAAAGACUAUUCUUAAUACCACAUAAUGCAUUAAUAAAUUGUUUAAAAUUUACGUAAAAAUCAUUAUCUACUGAUAAGACUGAUAGUGAAUGAUAUUUUUAUCUAAUUAUAGAUAUUUCAAAUAAACUAUAAUAUAGG
This is a messenger RNA of Sitophilus oryzae (rice weevil), 1900 nucleotides long. RefSeq lists its product as uncharacterized. The record is from RefSeq and is a predicted model, not a curated record. NCBI's taxonomy places the organism in Eukaryota, Metazoa, Arthropoda, Insecta, Coleoptera, Curculionidae. The coding region runs from base 37 to 1485 and encodes 482 amino acids. The transcript has a single exon.